Molecule: messenger RNA, 1629 nt
Organism: Eucalyptus grandis
Lineage: Eukaryota; Viridiplantae; Streptophyta; Magnoliopsida; Myrtales; Myrtaceae
Exons: 6
Source: RefSeq, a predicted model, not a curated record
AUGGAGUACGAGAGGAUAGAGAAGGUGCAGACUGGUAUUAUCUCUCCGAGCAAACUGAGGAUGAAACUGAUGGGUCCGCACCACCACAGGAAGAAGGAUGGGUCUAACAGCAACUCUUCAAGAACGUCUCCUUCCAAGCUCGAGGACUCCGAGUUCGCGAAGAACAGCUUGUUGGCCUGCGACGGUGCCGAAUUCGACGAGGAAGUUGCAGCUACCAGGGUAGAAACCACAUUAAUCAAAGUACCUGUUCAGUCGUCCGUUUCGGAACCAGGCCACUAUAAUCAGGCCUCACUCAAUUCCAGAGCCACGGUCGUGAGAGAAAAUGAGAAUGUAGGCCGUGCUCGCUUUGAACAAUACGCCAAGGGAGACGGCAGCAACUCCAGUGCGGUGUAUCCUGUGAGAAUAUUAGAGGACGAAAAUCUUGAUUACGAUAGCAAUGCUAGCUCAUCCAGUUUCGAGUUUCACAAAGGAGAGAAGUCAGUUCACCACCACAUCAACCGGUCGCUCUCGAGGUCGAUGCCGUCUAAGUGAAACGAUGCUGAGAAGUGGAUAAUGAACAGGCAGAGCGGCCAAGCUAACUAUUGGAAGAAGUCCGUUCUGCAGAACCAAACAAAUCGCCUGCCGGCGAUGAACACAAUAAGAGUUGCUCCUGAGCAUGCAGGGUGUGAGAAUAAGUUACCGUUUGCUAGGGGGUCCGACACCAAGAGAGUCGAUUUUUGCCAUCCUACUUACCAAAUGGGACAUGAUAAGUUCUCUUUUGGCCCUCCUGAGGGAAUGCCGACUUUAGGUCUAUCUAAUGGUGGAAAUUUGCGGGUUGAUGCAAAUUCUCAAACUAAGGAUUUGAAGGAAGUAGUUCAUGCAGACUCCUCUUGCACAAAAAGCUCGACAGAAGAAUCGACAGGCAUUCCUGCAAUUAGAGAAGUUUCAAUGAGAGAUAUGGGAACGGAGAUGACUCCUGCCACUAGUCAAGAGCCUUCAAGGACAGCAACUCCUGUGGGUUCAGCUACCCCGCUUCGUAGCCCAACUUCAUCGGUGCCAUCAACUCCUCGAGGAGGAGCACCAGCUCCCACGCCUGUGGGGCAUGCCACUGAUGAAGAAUCUCAGCAUCGCAAAAAGGAAUUGUCCGAGGAAGAAAUGAAGAUGAAGACGAGGAGAGAAAUAGUAGCCCUCGGAGUCCAACUGGGUAAAAUGAAUAUUGCUGCUUGGGCAAGUAAAGAAGAAUCCGAGAAGAAUAAAUCUUCCUUGGAAAAAGCUAAUUUGGAAGAACUUGAGCGGAUCGAAUUUGAAAAGCGCGCAGCUGCUUGGGAGGAAGCUGAGAAAUCUAAACACACAGCAAGAUACAAGCGUGAAGAGAUCAAACUGCAAGCAUGGGAAAGUCAGCAGAAAGCAAAAUUGGAAGCACAAAUGCGGAGAAUAGAGGCUCAAGUUGAGCAAAUGAGAGCCCAAGCUCAAGCGAAGAUGGUGAAGAAGAUCGCGAUGGCAAGGCAAAGAUCGGAGGAGAAACGGGCCGCAGCCGAGGCCAGAAGGAAUCGCGAGGCAGAGAGGACUGCCGCGCAGGCGGAAUACAUCCGUCAAACCGGACAAAUGCCGUCGUCGUCUCCUUACAUCUGCUGCGGUGGUUGGUUGUGA